CGACAGCAGGCUCUUCUUCCUCCCAAUCCCGAACUCCAUCUCAACCGCAACCGCCCGUCGCUUCGUGGCCGCCCACUCACCACGCCCGCCUCGCCCGCCGCGGGAGGGAACAAGCGCUCAGGCUGCUUUGUGGGGGCGCCCCGCCGGGAGGGCGAAUCCCGGUGGAGGUGAACCCUGUUUGCCAGCAGAUCUCGCCGUUGGGAGGCCAGAGCUGGGCGGCAGAAAGAAACGUUGUGCUCGAGUUCGAGGUCCUCGCGGAGAUAGCCAAGGCGAGAGGGAAGACCGUGGCGCAGAGCCGCCAGGAGGGAGGAAGACGUCGCCGGGACCUACUGCUCCGUGCCUCCAGUUGGUACGCGUCCCACGCUCCGUGCCUCUAGCCAUAGGCUACUUCGUGGGGGCGCCCCGCCGGGAGGGAGGAAGCCGCCACUGGGAGGGACUCGUUGCUCCGUGCCUCCGGUUGGUCCGUGCCUCGUGCUCUCGAUGCCUUCAGCGGGUCUGCGCCCCUACUCGCACUCCAGAUCCAGAGGCACUGCAAGCUUUCGGCCUGCUGCUCCUAUGUGAGAUCCAGUCGUCGACGUGAUCUUCUUAACAGUAGUGUGUGAGAUCCAGACACCGACGCGAUCUUCUUGACAGCAGCAGCAGUCUCCUCCAGGCAAGGAGCACAACCCUCUACUAUCUAUAAAUGUUGCCACCCUUUGCCUAUAUGGGUUCUUAACGUCGUUAUUUCCUAUGAAAUGGGAUGAAUCGUAUUAUUCCCAAUGAUGAGGUUGAACCAAUAGAAGUAGUUGCUGCCCCCGAUGAUGAUGAGAGACAGUAUCCUGGGUUUGUUGACAAGUGGGAUAUGCUAGAAUUUGAGGACUAUAAUGGAGACAUUUUCACAGGGGCACAAUUUAAAGAGACUGAUAAAGAGGAGGAGGAAGAAAACAUAGCUAUGGGGGUGGAUGAGCAAGGAGAGGGUGGUGAUGUACCAAGAAAUGAUUAUGACAGAGAUAAUCCAUCCUUAAAAGAAGGCAACACAUUUGCAUCGAUGACCGAAUUUAGGAAUGCACUUGAUACCUAUUGCAUCAAAGGCGAGUAUGAUUAUGUAAUUGACAAGAGUGAGCCAACUAGAAUGACUGUUCAUUGCGCAUUUGAGAGCUGUCAGUGGAGGAUAUAUGCUUCCAGUAUGCGGAAUAGUACAAUUAUUCAGGUCAAAGUGAAUCCAUCUCCUCGCACUUGUCCAAGUGAAAGAAAAGGGUCACAUAAGUAGCUAAAAGUAGAUGGUGUGCAAAUGCAGUAUUAGAAUGGGCGACAUAUAACUCAUGCAUUGGUACAACUGAACCGGUAAAGAAGAUCAAAGAGAAGUACAACAUUUUGGUGCCUUACAUGAUAGUGUAUUAUGGCAAGGAAAUGGCUCUUGACAAGAUUUAUGGCCCAUGUAAGGAAAGCUUUAACUUAUUAUUCACUUUCAAAGCUGAAGUGGAGAAGGCGUGCCCAGGUAGUGUUGUUGAGAUUGACCAUCAUACGGUGGAUUAUAAAGUGAGAGGCAAGAUUUUGAACAAAGAAUGUUUUAU
This is a messenger RNA of Zea mays, 1553 nucleotides long. RefSeq lists its product as uncharacterized. The record is from RefSeq and is marked predicted. Lineage: Eukaryota; Viridiplantae; Streptophyta; Magnoliopsida; Poales; Poaceae. The coding region runs from base 740 to 1249 and encodes 169 amino acids. The transcript has 2 exons.